Messenger RNA from Salvia splendens (bonfire salvia), 2789 nucleotides. RefSeq names its product inactive protein kinase SELMODRAFT_444075. The coding region runs from base 114 to 2144 and encodes 676 amino acids. Lineage: Eukaryota; Viridiplantae; Streptophyta; Magnoliopsida; Lamiales; Lamiaceae. The transcript has 8 exons. Gene Ontology annotation, molecular function: protein kinase activity; ATP binding. The record is from RefSeq and is a predicted model, not a curated record. Gene Ontology annotation, biological process: protein phosphorylation.
GAUCACUAAUGCCAAUGACAGACAUCGAUUUUCCCAUUUACCAACACCAUUUUUUAAAAAAUCUCCAAACGCGCCCUUAAUCCGCCUCCGCUUUCACGGCCAAACUGCGCUUGAUGUUCCCGCCAAAGCCAGAACGAACCGGCCUGCUCGGCGGCGACGCGGCGGCGAAGGUUAUCGUCGCCGUCAAAGCAGAGAAAGUCAUCUCUAAGACCGCCUUCGCUUGGGCUGUCGACCACGCGGCCUCCCCAGGCGACUGCAUUACGCUUCUCGCCAUCUUCUCCGACAACAAAACUGCAGGCGGGAGGAGAUUUUGGGGACUUCCUCUGUUGAAAGGAAACUCUCGAAGUUGCCAACCGGAUCGCCUUCGUCAGAUUGCUGAGUCCUGUUCUCAGAUGGUUCUUCAAGUCCGGGAUAGAAUCGAGGUGAGGGUGCAGAUCAAGAUUGUAUCAGCAAUGUGCACUGGUGCUGUGGCAGCUGAAGCAAAGAGUAAUGCAGCAAAUUGGGUUAUAUUGGACAAGCAGUUGAAGCAAGAGAUAAAGCAAUGCGUGGAUGAAUUGCGUUGCAAUAUUGUAGUCAUGAAGAAUUCCCAGCCAAACGUUCUUCGCCUCAAUCUAACCAGCCCUAACGAUACUCAAACACCUUUCUACACUCCCGCUUCGUUCCCUAUUCGGGAUAGUAAGAAAUUGCAGAGCCAAAGUGUGAAACAUAUGGCUCGUGUUAGCAGUCGUGAGGAUCCAAAUGCUUCCUCCUCAAGAAUGUCAACCAGAAACAUAUUAUCAACUCCUGACACCGCAUCUUCUGUCUACGUCGUUUGUGAAAACAAUCCACUUUAUCAAGGAUUAAGUAAAGGUACCUAUCCACCUGAUAGAGUCAUUGCACACAAUGCAGAAUCAGAAACUUCUCUGAGUCCGAGGUUCUUGAUUGCUCAGAAUGAUGAAAAUGGCUCGGAUCUUGGAAACACGGAUGUCAUCUCUAGGAGUACGUACACCUUGGCCAGAACUGAAACAGGAGCAUAUAGUGAUGAAGGAAUUGAAAACAGUCAAAUUUCUGAUGGAGAUUAUGCAUACAACUCUAGCAUCCGGGAAGCUGUUUCUUUUAGAGCAACUUCCCCAAUUCCUCCUCCUUUAUGUGUUAUUUGUAAAUCCAAGGCUCCAAGAUUCGGAGAACCUCCAAAGCAGUUCCACUACAAAGAGCUAGAGGAAGCUACGAAUGGUUUCUCACACGCAAACUUUUUAGCAGAAGGCCGGUUUGGUUUGGUUCACAGAGGAGUUUUGAGGAAUGGAUUGGUCAUAGCAGUGAAGCAACUGAAGUUUGCUGGCCCUGAGAGGGAUGCUGAUUUCUGCAGGGAAGUAUGUGUACUAAGUUGUGCUCAGCAUCGGAACGUAGUGUUGCUUAUUGGCUUUUGCAUUCAGGGGAAGAAGAGAUUGUUGGUGUAUGAGUACAUCUGCAAUCGGUCUUUAGACUUUCAUUUACAUGUUGCAGGAAGAGGAAAUCCAGUUCUUGAUUGGCAAGCUCGUUUGAAGAUAGCUAUCGGGACUGCAAGAGGACUACGAUAUCUUCAUGAAGAUUGCAGGGUGGGAUGCAUAAUUCACAGAAAUUUGCGGCCAAGCAAAAUCCUUUUAACUCAUGAUUUUGAACCUCUGGUUGCUGAUUUUGGACUGGCAAGAUUGCAUGACGAGUGGGAGUCAUGUGAAAGUAGCCAAAUCGUCGGAGCUUCAUGGUAUCUUGCUCCAGAACUAGUCAGUGGUGGAAAAAUGACUGAGAAGGUCGAUGUAUACGCGUUUGGCCUGGUAUUACUGGAGCUAAUCACCGGGCAACGGGCCCAUGACUUGCAAUAUUGCUCGGACAAUCAAUUCUUGUUAGACCAUAUCCGUGCUUUGGCCACGGGUGACACACCACAUAUAUUCGGCUACAACAAUCAAUUGCUGGAUCCCCGGUUGGUCCCGUACCAACUCCAACCCAUGUUACCGUAUGAGCUUCAGGCAAUGGGAUACGCGGCCUCAUUGUGUCUACAACAAGAUCCUGACCUCAGACCACCCAUGUCAAAGGUAGUUAAGAUGCUAGAAGGAGGAAGUGCAGCUAGUUGUAGGGACUCAGUUGGUUGUCGAAGCGGGCACCUGCAGGGAUUGAAUACAAAUGCGUAAUUGGAAUCCAUUUCUUUUUUCUUGGUGAGUUUUACUUCGGAAAUUUGUCAGGAUUGUUCUGGUAUAUCAUAUACAGUACUAUGUAGUAGUCAAUUAAUAUUGUUUUAGGCCUGUUGUAGAUCAUGAGUAUUUUUAAUUCAUUUUUUUAUUUGCUAAUCUAUCAUAGAUUUAUAUCCUAAUUUUUUGGACCCAACUUUCAGUUUCACUGUUUUAAAGUUCUAAUUAAACGUCGUCCAUUGUCCACCAAAAAUAGUCUCCUAGGUGGACGACACGAGUUUUAAUAAAUUGCUAAAGUAAAAGAGAAAAUGGGCAAAAGUGGAUAAAAUAGAAGAGAGAAAUAAUAGGAAUAUAAGAGUAAUAAUUUGAAAGAAACUUUUCAUUUUUGGAUUAAACUAUUUCUUGUGGGAGGAAAGAGUAUAACUAACUAAUAUUAUUUGCUAAUAAUCAACUCAGUAUAUUAAAAUGUUAACACACUGACAUUAGAGCAUCCGCAGCGGUGAUUUUCACGGCGAGUUGACCCUUAAUUAUUCAUGGCCCGCAUAACUUUUAACCAUUUUUUUAUUACAUCCUUUAAUUAAGGGACAACACCUGCAACAAUCUAUCUCAUCAUUUAACUAUUCAUGAGUUUCAUUAUUUUAUUCUUCA